AUGGAUAUCACGGGAUUCGCCUUCGUCACCGGUGGAGCAAGCGGCAUCGGCCGGGCCACAUGCCUGGCCUUUGCCAAAGACGGAGCUGUAGGUCUGGUGGUGGCCGAUCUGAACCUCGAGGGCGCGCGGGAGACGGCGGCCCAGGCAAAGGCCGCGGCUGUGCACGAUGGCUUCCGCGUUGAUGCGAUCCAGGUCGACGUCACGAGCGAGGACUCGGUCAGGGCUGCCGUUGCCCACGCGCGCGGGUUUCUCGGCCGCAUAGACUAUGGGGUCCACUCGGCUGGCAUCCCGGCCGGGACGUUUGAUCCCAUCGCCGCGGCUAGUUUUGCCGACUUCAAGCACCUGCUCGAUGUCAAUGUUAACGGGACGUUCCUCUUCACCAGCUUGGUCUCAAAGGCUAUGAUGGAUCAGGAGCCUCGGCCUGCGCGUGAUCCUGCCCGGGGGAGCAGCCGAGGAAGCAUUGUCAUUUUGGCAUCGGUGUCGUCUUUCAUGGCAGUCCCCAACAUGGUUCAAUACACCUCUUGCAAGCAUGCCAUCCUCGGAAUAACCAAGACUGCUGCGCUGGAUAACGCACCCAACAAUAUCCGGGUCAACUGCGUCUGCCCCACCUGGACAGACACCCCGAUGACCCGGCGCGCAACAGACGUGGCUCCAGGCCUGGAGGAGGCCCUGCUGGCUACGAUACCAAUGAAACGCCUGGGGAGGCCGGAGGAGGCAGCUGAUGCCGUCAUCUUCCUGUGCAGUCCGAGGUCCAGUUUUACAACUGGGACCGGGCUGGUCCUGGAUGGCGGGAUGACGCUGUCAUGCUGA
Messenger RNA from Diaporthe batatas, 810 nucleotides. RefSeq lists its product as uncharacterized. The coding region runs from base 1 to 810 and encodes 269 amino acids. NCBI's taxonomy places the organism in Eukaryota, Fungi, Ascomycota, Sordariomycetes, Diaporthales, Diaporthaceae. Gene Ontology annotation, molecular function: oxidoreductase activity. The transcript has 5 exons. The record is from RefSeq and is a predicted model, not a curated record.